Molecule: messenger RNA, 562 nt
Organism: Drosophila suzukii
Lineage: Eukaryota; Metazoa; Arthropoda; Insecta; Diptera; Drosophilidae
Product: dynein light chain roadblock-type 1
Biological process (GO): microtubule-based movement
Cellular component (GO): cytoplasm; centrosome; cytoplasmic dynein complex
Molecular function (GO): dynein intermediate chain binding
Source: RefSeq, a predicted model, not a curated record
AGCCCAGUCGUUACUUGUCUACGAAUACAAAAGAUUAUACACAUGACUGCAAGUCAAUAUUGUAGAACUCUCAAAAAAUAUAAUCGAAAUGGAGGUAGCAGAGGUUGAUCCAAAACGCACUAAAAGUUAUGUGGAGGAAGUAUUUCGAAAAGUAAAGGAAAAGCCUGGCGUGGAGGACAUAUUGAUCAUGAAUCACUCAGGUGUUCCGGUAAAAACCUCCAUGGAUCGUCAGGAGAGCCUGCAGUACGCCUGUCUAUACGACAACUUGCGGGAGAAAUGCCAGGCAUUCCUAUCCAAAUUGGAGCCAGCUCAAACUUUGACCUUCUUGAGAGUUCGUACCAAAUACCAUGAGGUGCUUAUCACGCCGGAUGCCAAGAUCACCGUUUUAGUGGUCCAAAAUGCCAAAGACACUUUCAUUAACAUGAACGCCUCACACUAAUACCCAUUUUAAAACGAAAUAUUUCCUUGUUGUAACAUAUUGUAUUGCUGGUGACCACAACUGGUUAUUACUAACUAACUAAACAAAACUGAAACCCCAAUAAAAGUUUCAAAUUCAGUUUGA